Leptosia nina is the source of this 495-nucleotide messenger RNA. NCBI's taxonomy places the organism in Eukaryota, Metazoa, Arthropoda, Insecta, Lepidoptera, Pieridae. The record is from the annotation of a GenBank genome assembly.
AUGUCAGAAAGCUCCAAUUCAACAUCGUGGAGUGAACUGCUGGCGAAUAUUGUUGUUAACAAUAUAAAUAUAUUUCGACAGAAAACGAACGACGAAGAAAGCGAAUAUAUUCCAAAAGAAAAUGUCGUGACCAAAAUAUUCAGUGGAGUGUUUAAAGUCUUUAAGACUUAUGUAUAUGAUAAAUUGAAAGGGAAUGUAAACGCACCGGACAAAAACAAUAUUAAUGUGGAUAUCGAAGACAAAAGAAUAGUAAAAGCAAGUAUUAAUCCUAAAGACGACGUCGAAGUUAUUGAACCACAGUAUCACGGAAAAUUGUGCGAAGAUUGCGAUAAAACAGAAAUAGAAGUUGGAUCACACUGUCCAGAAGGUUCUGUAAAAGACGAUAACGGUGGUUGCAUAGAAGUAAAACCUUCUAAAUUCAUUGUCUCCGUCCCGCAUCAUUGUCCAAUGGGGUUCAAGCCAGAUUGGUUAGGAUAUUGUAGAGAACAAAUUUAA